GAGAAUAGAGAGCAUAAUGAAAUGCCUUGGACGAUACGCAAUAAAAAAUCUCCUGUCCAGGAGAUUACCGUCGAUUCGAUUCGCCGGAACCCUAACGUCGCCGAAGCUAAAUGAGACUUCACAUAGUCGAAUCAUGGCAUUGGGACGGGAACAAAAGAAGGUUACUCCUCCACUGGACGAAUGGCUGAAACGAGGGAAAGACUUAAACCCUGCGGUUCUAAGAGGCCUCAUCAAUUCCCUCUGCGAGUCUCAGCGAUUCAAUCACGCUCUCCAGGUCUCAGAGUGGAUAACUAAACGAGGUAUCUUCGAUCUAAGCACUGAAGAUUUUGCAUCUAGGCUUUGUCUUGUUGAGAUCAGUACAGGGUUGAAAGAAGCAGAAAAGUUCUUCAAAAGCAUUCCUGAAAACAUGAGAGACGACUCAGUCCACACCACUCUCUUAAGCUUGUACACAAUAUCCAAGAAAACAAGACACGAAGCGGAAGCCACUUACCAGACGAUGAGGGUGCAAAACAUGCUUUUGAAACCUUACCCUUAUUACAGCAUGAUUUAUCUCUAUGCUCUUCUUGGAGAAAAAAACAUGAUCGACGAGAUUCUCAGGCAGAUGAAGGAGAAUGGAGUAGAACAUGACAAGAAUCUCACUGCCAAUAACGUUUUGAAGGCUUACGCGAGUCUACCUGAUGUGGAGGCAAUGGAAAUGUUUCUGAUGGGAUUAGAAGUCGAAGAACCGCGAUUCUCAUUGGCGUGGCAAACGGGAAUAAGCAUCGCAAAGGCGUAUUUAAAAGGUGGUUCAAGUAGAAAAGCGGUAGAGAUGUUGCGUAGAACAGAACUUGUAGUUGAUACAAAGUCGAAAGACUCAGCGAACAAGGUGUUGAUGAUGAUGUAUUGGGAUGCCGGAGCAAAACAAGAUGCUUCCCGCCUUUCUAGGCUCAUAUAUCCCAAGAGUAAGAAGGGAAAGAGAAUGAAAGCAUAUGAUGAAAAAAUUGAAAGCUAUGGAGGGGACUCUAGCGACCCGAUAAUUUUCAUUGACAAUCGUCGAGACUGUGGCAGUGUUGGUGAUGGUGAUGGUGAUGUUGAUGUUGAUGUUGAUGUUGAUGUUGAUGAUGGUUUUAGUGGUAGUAGUGAUGGUGGUGCUAGUUGUGGUGGUGGAGGUUGCGGCGGUGGUGGUUGUGGCGGUGGGGAUUGA
This is a messenger RNA of Arabidopsis thaliana (thale cress), 1183 nucleotides long. Its product is annotated as Pentatricopeptide repeat (PPR) superfamily protein. Bases 17 to 1183 code for a protein of 388 amino acids. The transcript has 2 exons. NCBI's taxonomy places the organism in Eukaryota, Viridiplantae, Streptophyta, Magnoliopsida, Brassicales, Brassicaceae. The record is from RefSeq and is marked reviewed.